UCAGCGUGAAUACAAUUGGAUGACAACAGUCGUGCGAUCCAGUAGGAAAGAAGUUCUGUUGGCGAGAAGACGCCACAAAUAGCGUACAGCGGUGUUUUAUAUUGAAAAACUUAAAUUCAAAAAUAUUUCGAACAGUUUUUGAAAUUACAAAUAGUGAAAUGGCGAGAGUAUUGUUUAUAUUGUGUGUGGCUUUGCUUUGCAAUUUCGUCUUGACACAAGAUUUCGAACCAGAACCAUUGGAGCCGGAGAUAUACCAAACGACUACAUUAAAAACUACCACUGAGCUGCUGUCACCCAUCACAACAACAACUAGUGUGCCCAGCACAGAGGCACCAACAAUUGCAACAACAACAACAAAAGAAACACCCAUCGAUACUACGCCGCCCACUGAAACAACGGAAGAGGAUCUUCCAACCACUACGAUUACUUUAAUAGAGGAGACCAUAACGCCAACAACAACAGCAGCAACUACGACGCCGAAAGAGGAGCCUUCACCAACACCAACACCAACGUCAGAAGUAACGAUUUUUGACUACCCAACAACAACGACUAGAACGACCACCAGUACAACUACAACAACUCCCAGACCAUUGCCAUUUAUUCCCUCUACAACAAACACUCUAACACCACAGAUCCCCACCAGACAACCCGGUUAUCCUGUUUAUCGCCCAGUGAAACCAUGGAUUCCAUAUACGCCACCCACUCAACCGCAGAAACCGACUUAUCAGCAGAAUCGCUGCUAUUAUCGCACGCAACCGCAUUGGCAAUGGAAGUGUGGCUAUUGGCAAUAUGUAACGCAUGAACAUUGCUAUCGCUGCUGCUUUUACGCCGGUUGCACUGAAGUCAACCGCUAUUACUGCCAGCAAACGCAACAACAAAAGUUCAAUAAAAACACGAAUACAUACAGCAAUUAUUGGUUGUACUAUUGAUGAGUGGAGCUGCAUGGACCACAUACAAAAUAUUUAUGCGCCUGCAAUUGUGGUGGUGAGACUGUAGUGAUGCACAGUGGAAAUUGUGUGCGAAUUGUAAGCACGUGGCACCUAUUUAAGUAUCGGGCAUGUUUGUAGCUUUUGUGUAUAUACAUUUUUUUUAAAUUAUUUUAUAUGGGUUUUUACAAUUUUAUAUGCAAUAUUGUGCAAUAUUUUUGUUAUUUUUCAUUAUUUAAUAUUAUGCAUGCCUGUAUUUGCUCGUCAGUAUAUCAGUUGUUGUAUAUACAUAAAUAAAAUUGUAUAUGAAUUAUAGCUGAAAAUAAAACUUUAAUAAAUAUUGAA
Molecule: messenger RNA, 1271 nt
Organism: Zeugodacus cucurbitae (melon fly)
Lineage: Eukaryota; Metazoa; Arthropoda; Insecta; Diptera; Tephritidae
Product: integumentary mucin C.1-like
Exons: 3
Coding region: 159-929 (256 amino acids)
Source: RefSeq, a predicted model, not a curated record